Daktulosphaira vitifoliae (grape phylloxera) is the source of this 780-nucleotide messenger RNA. RefSeq names its product transmembrane protein 14C. Gene Ontology annotation, biological process: regulation of heme biosynthetic process. The transcript has 3 exons. NCBI's taxonomy places the organism in Eukaryota, Metazoa, Arthropoda, Insecta, Hemiptera, Phylloxeridae. The record is from RefSeq and is a predicted model, not a curated record. Bases 156 to 485 code for a protein of 109 amino acids. Gene Ontology annotation, cellular component: mitochondrial membrane.
UUUAAACGUGAUAUCAAGAAAUACUGCGUCAAAUCAUCAAUUAUAUAUUUGAAUAAUAUACCUAAUUUGGUGUAAACUUUUAUUAAUAUUUUAUCCUGUUAUAUUUUAUCUUAAUAAGUGAUUAGUGUAAAAUAGACGUUUUGUACUUAUUAAUUAUGACUGUGGACUAUAUUCAGUUUGGAUAUGCUGCAACAGUAGCUGCAGGAGGAAUUUUCGGCUACGCGAAAGCAGCUAGUAUUCCUAGUCUAUCGGCAGGACUACUAUUUGGAUCAUUGUUAGGAUUUGGAGCUUAUCAGUUAUCCAAAAAUCCUAAUAAUUUAGCUCUCUCUUUAAGUACUAGCGCUGUUCUUGGAACAAUAAUGGGAGUAAGGUAUAUCAAUAGUGGAAAAAUAAUGCCUGCUGGUUUGUUAGCUGCACUUAGUUUAGCUAUGGUGGUAAGACUAGGAUCAAGACAAGUUAUUUUAUGGUCAUCAAAAAACCAAUAAAUGAACCUAGGGAAACAAGUCAUGAAUUGCAAUUAUCUACUGUAAACAUAUCAGAAGAGCAAUCUCAAAAUUUACAUAAAUGACAUACAAAAUCAAAGUUAAAUUUUUGAAAUUAUUACUUGUAUAAUUUAUCAUAGUUAAUAACAUUAUUUCCCUAGGUUUAAAUAAUUAUUAAUUGUUUUAAUUUGGAAAAUAAAACAUUUUUAAAGUUUAAUAGUAUACAUACAAGUUUAGUAUAAGGAUUGUAGAAGAUUGGAAAUUGUGGAAUUUAUGUAAUAAAAACUAUUAAAAAUUA